Messenger RNA from Pipistrellus kuhlii (Kuhl's pipistrelle), 2088 nucleotides. It is a transcript of the gene ZNF24, whose product is annotated as zinc finger protein 24. The transcript has 4 exons. NCBI's taxonomy places the organism in Eukaryota, Metazoa, Chordata, Mammalia, Chiroptera, Vespertilionidae. The coding region runs from base 220 to 1326 and encodes 368 amino acids. Gene Ontology annotation, biological process: regulation of transcription by RNA polymerase II. The record is from RefSeq and is a predicted model, not a curated record. Gene Ontology annotation, molecular function: DNA-binding transcription factor activity, RNA polymerase II-specific; RNA polymerase II cis-regulatory region sequence-specific DNA binding.
CGCUCCCGCCUCCCGGGCCGCAGACAGGAAGCCGUCCGCGCCGGGGGCUUCUGGGAAACGGCUGGGAUCGGCGUCUCUGCGUCGGCCGCGGACAGCGGAGCUGCUGCGCUUCCCGAGCCCGAGGGUGUCUUAGGAUUGCCUGUGAAGAACACGAGGUAUUUCUCUGAGGCCCGUGCUCUGCCCGUCUUGAUAGUCUUUGCUUGGAGUCUUAAAAUCAGGAUGUCUGCACCGUCAGUGGAAGAAGAUUCGAUACUCAUCAUCCCAACUGCAGAUGAGGAGGAAAAAAUUCUGAGAGUGAAGUUGGAGGAGGAUCCCGAUGGUGAAGAGGGAUCAAGCAUCCCCUGGAACCAUCUCCCGGACCCAGAGGUGUUCCGGCAGCGGUUCCGGAAGUUUGGGUACCAGGAUUCACCGGGGCCGCGGGAAGCUGUGAGCCGGCUUCGAGAACUCUGCCGUCUGUGGCUCAGGCCCGAGUCACACACGAAAGAACAGAUCCUGGAGCUGGUCGUGCUGGAGCAGUUCGUUGCCAUCCUACCCAAGGAGCUGCAGACGUGGGUCCGAGAGCAUCACCCAGAGAACGGAGAGGAGGCCGUGACGGUGCUGGAGGAUUUAGAGAGUGAGCUGGAUGAUCCCGGGCAGCCGGUUUCUCUCCGCCGGCGGAAACGGGAGGUGCUGGUAGAGGAGAUUGUAUCUCAAGAAGAAGCUCAGGGAUUACCAAGUUCUGAGCUUGAUGCUGUGGAAAACCAGCUCAAGUGGGCAUCCUGGGAACUCCACUCCCUAAGACACUGUGAUGAUGAUGCUAGGACUGAAAAUGGAGCGUUGGCUCCAAAGCAGGAGAUUCCUUCAGCAGUGGAAUCUCAGGAAGUUCCUGGCACUCUCGGUGUGGGGGUGCCUCAGAUUUUUAAAUACGGAGAAGCCUGCUUCCCUAAGGGCAGGUUUGAAAGAAAGAGAAAUCCUUCGAGAAAGAAACAACAUAUAUGCGAUGAAUGUGGAAAACACUUCAGUCAGGGUUCAGCUCUGAUUCUGCAUCAAAGAAUCCACAGUGGAGAGAAACCCUACGGAUGUGUUGAAUGUGGGAAGGCGUUCAGCCGAAGUUCCAUCCUUGUACAACACCAGCGAGUGCACACUGGGGAAAAACCGUACAAAUGUCUCGAAUGCGGGAAAGCCUUUAGCCAGAAUUCUGGGCUUAUUAAUCAUCAGAGAAUCCACACUGGGGAGAAACCUUACGAAUGUGUGCAGUGUGGGAAAUCCUAUAGUCAAAGCUCAAACCUUUUCAGGCAUCAGCGAAGACACAAUGCAGAAAAACUGCUGAAUGUUGUGAAAGUUUAAGAAAUUAGAAGGAAAAGUCAGCACUCAGGUCUAUUUCUUCAGAAAUGAAGACAAAAUUAAAAACAUGGAAUGAUACAUAAUGAUACAGUUUGGUCUCCCUAUAAGAAUGUUAGAAAAUCCACUGGGAAAACGUAGAACAUUGUCACUCAACAUUAUUUUGUUUGCAAAGAAAUGGUGUCAUUCCUGCCUAGAAAUUUUGAACGUAAUUCACAUAUGAAUGUCUAAAUUUUUCAUGUAAUGUUUAUAUUCUUACUAUUUUUUCCAAAUAAUGAUCUGUUCUUUGUCUCUAACAGUUUUUCUUUGUAGACAGACACAUUAGUUUGUGUUGAUUAUUGAAUCAUUCUUUGCAAGGAUACACUCCUUUCCUAUCUACGUUAAAAGGCAACAUAAGGAUUAUGAAGUCUGAAAACCAAAACCAUCUUCUCAGAAUUUACUUUUUUGGUUUUUUUUUUUACCCAAUUUGGAUAUGCAUUUCAGAAAAUAGAAGAUAAAAAAUGAAUAAAAGCUUCAAAGUAAAAUUAGAAGUGAUGGUGAUAAAACAUCAAAAAGUGAAUGGGACACCUAGGUUGGGAAAGAUAUAAAAAUAUUUUGAUCCAAGGAUUGAAGUGUAUCAAGAAUUUAUCUAGAUGUAAUCAUUUGCCUGUAGGGAAAUAAAAAUGCAUCCUUUCUGUAAUUUGGAGGCAUCCCACUAAUGAAAAUAAUGUUCUAUGUAUCAUUAGAAAGUGGACAGUCUAAACAUUAAUCAUAAACUACAAACGUAGA